Messenger RNA from Coturnix japonica (Japanese quail), 9073 nucleotides. RefSeq names its product cholesterol 7-desaturase nvd-like. NCBI's taxonomy places the organism in Eukaryota, Metazoa, Chordata, Aves, Galliformes, Phasianidae. Gene Ontology annotation, molecular function: 2 iron, 2 sulfur cluster binding; oxidoreductase activity. Gene Ontology annotation, cellular component: cytoplasm. The record is from RefSeq and is a predicted model, not a curated record. Gene Ontology annotation, biological process: cholesterol metabolic process.
CGCUUCGGGUGGGGUCGGUGUGGGACCCCCAGCUGCUGCGCUCUGACCCGCCUCGUCCUGCUCCCGCCGUGUGGGGUCGAUAGGAACAGAGCAGAGCGCUGCUCCCUCCCGUGCCGGCCGCCCGGGAGUCCGAGGAAGAACGGAGGAGAAAAGGGAUCCAUCCCUGAGGAGGUCUGAUGGAACUCCAAGGUCUGCAGGGCUGGGGUCUGGCUCCUGCAGCGCUUGGGAGCAGCACUGGGGCAGGGGCCAGAGUCCAGGUGGGGCUGAGCCUCCAGUUGCCAGCAAAGCAACCUCCUUUCUCAUCUUUUCUCUUGCACUGUCCAUUCAGGGUGUGAGCGUUCCCAUUCCUCUGGGGAGCACGAUCACACCCCGUGUGGGGUAAAACAAGGCCUCCUGGAUUUGCUCUCCCCUGCAAAUAUUCCCAAUUACUCUGCACCUCUGACACACUUCCCCAUCCCCAUCCAGGGUGCACUGCCCACGAUGUGAACGUCACCGUGAAUUUUCACUCCAGAGCCAGAUAGUCUUGUCCAGCACAUCUCUGGGGCACAAUGGUUAAGCAGCACCCACCUGGUUCCUGUCUCUACUCUAUCCCUCCAGGGAAAGCCACCAUUCUUACAGGAGGACCUCAUGGAGAAACUAGGGCAGGCUUUCACCAUUCAGUCCUGUCCAUUACUCCUGGGCUACAACACAGAGAUUCUUCCUGUGGUUCUCUCGACCCUCAGCUACCACUUGCCUCCCCCAGAGAACAUGGGGCCAUAGCAGCUGCUGGCCAACAUCUGGAGCUCCAUGGUGAAAGACAUUGGGUUUCAUCUCUCCCCAGCUGCAGGAACAUUGCACCCCAGAGCAUUCACUUUGGCCCUUUUGGAAACAAAAAUCAAAGGGGCUGUGGAUAGCCACGGUGUGUUGCUUUGAAGCUGCAUGGGACAAAUGCCAUCGGCUGUAUGCCAGCCAAGGGAGCAGGCUGAGCACUGCAGAAGAAAAAUCACCAGAGAUAUUUUUACAUCAGCCAUUUUGAGGGUAUUGCCGCAGCCCACCUCUGCGCUUGCUUUGCAACGUGAGUGGAAGCAGAAUUUUCUCCCCCAACGCAAAUUUUCUCACUGGCAUCUCUGAAGUGCAAGUUGCCAUGGAAACCAUUUUGCCUGGGUCCCACGUUGCCCACACGCGCUCGCAUGAAGCUGCAGAAGCAAAAUGGCCGUUGUGCAAUCUGCAGGGUUGCAGUGUCGAGGGGCCGUCGUGCUUCACAGCUCCGUGCCAGCAAGGAGCCCCAGCAGAGAGCCCACAACUGCUGGGAGAGCAAUGGAACCCAUCGCAGCUACGAUGCACUGGGUGAGAGAGGGAACAUGGCCCCACCUCACCUUAACUCUUGCAGUGCUCUGCAUGCAGCUCCACGGCAAUCCUGCUGUGCUCUCAGUGCAGACAUCCAAGCAGGUCACCUUGUUCAGUGCUGCUGCAUUGCUCCCUCUCCUCCACGCAUGGAGCUGAGUGUCUUUCAGUGCUCAUAUGUGGCUUUGCCCACCCUGCAGGCUCUCUUGGAGGGAUGGAGUGUGUGGUUAAGCAGAGGUGCAUCCAUGGACCUCAUACAUUUGAUUUCAUUUCCUCCUCUUGUCACCAGCUGGAAUCACAGAACCACGGAACAUCCCAAGCUGGAAUGGACUCACGGGAAUCAUGGAGCCCAACCUGGCCUCACAAAGCACCACCCAAACCCCAACCCGACUGCUGACAGCCUUGUCCUAGUGCUCCCUGAGCUCCAUCAACUCGGGGCUGUCCCCACUGCCAUCAGGGGCAGAUCUUUAUCCUCAUACCCAGCCUGGCCCUUCCCUGACAGCUCCAUGCCCUUAGGAACCCAGUUCUAAGCACUGUGUCAUCUCCAUUCAUUUUUCCCUCCAGAGGCUGUUGUUCCUGGCACAGGGAACAGCCCAGAUCACAAGCUCCCACAGCACAGCUCAGCCUGCACAGAUGAUCUCACUGCAUGGCUUCCACUCGUGCUGUGUCCUCAGGCUCUUUGAUCUUCUGAAGGCAAUGGGUGCAUGCAGGGCUUUCGCAGGGUGAGAGCUGUGUAAAUGGUGGGGACAAAUGCAUUCACCAGCUGAUCUGUAUGAGGCUCUGCAGCAAGCAACAGUCUUUGCUUUUCCUGUAGCUUCCUCCUGGCAUGUCAUGGAAACCUUCUUAAUUAUGGUUUGCUGCAAGCAAUUAACAGUUGCCUGUUAGCAAUUAGCACGUGCAUAGUAUGAUGCUGCUUUUUACGUCUGGCACCUUCUGGAUGCAGGAAAGUCAAGCUGCAAGAUGGAGCCAAUGCUUGUGUGCUGUCCCAUUGCUUGGGAAUGGUGUGAGCCAUUUCCUGGGCACAGAAAAACCACACAGAACUGAGAGGCUUCAGGGGAGCAGCACUGAACUCAGAUAUGAGUUUCAUCUGCCCCAGGGCAAAGCAUCAGCCCAGUGGGGAUAAAGACAAUAUGGGAUCUCAUAAAUGAGGAAAUCAAGCAUUAGGAAUAUAUGAGCCUUGCUAGUCAUCAUGGAGCUACUAAACAAGCUAAAUUCCUCUUCUGAGAAAGUUAAAGUUGAAUUGAAAUCAGAAAAUGCGUGGCUCUAACACAGGAUCCAGUAAUGCCUUUUGUGUACAUCUCUAAGAUGGAGCAGUGAUAAAGUUGAUACAUGAAACCAAGCAAAGCACCUACUGAAUGCUGCCCAUGGCAGAGCUCUGCGAGCUGUUGUCAGAGAAGAGCUGUAAGAGGAAAAACUGUUGUCAAUGUGCAGAGAUUAGACCAGGUCACCUUCAAAAGUCCCUUUGGAUCACCCAAACCCUUCUAUGAUUCUAUGUUCCUGUGACACGGAUCUGCCUUUCACAUCUCAGCACUCCUGGCUUCAUAACACUGCUGGGAUAUUUUCGCAUCUCUGUGAACUAGUUCCAGGGACUUUACAGCUCAUGCAACUCCCAUGUGCUCCUUACCUAAGGAGAAGAGAAAAAUUAGGGGUUUUCUUUCCAACCUACUAUAUAUGACAUUUAAAGACACCAGACAUCAUAAAUGUGAGGCACCCAGCCUCAGGAGUAGCUUUGGAGGAUGCUGAGCAAGCCAGAUGAAGCCAGAGUUGGCCCAGUUGUGCCAGUAUGGCAUGUGGAGGCAGAAGCUGAUGGCACCAAACUUGGUGCUGCACUGGAUGUACCUCACCCAGAGCCAGCUGGCAGGCUGGAGCACGGAGCCUGGGUGUACUCCUCUGCAGACCAGAACAGAUAAUUAGUGUAUUAGGGCUCAGAUGCAAAGCCCAGAGCACAGGAAUGUGACAGCAGACAUGCCCCUCUUGGGAGCUGUGCCCUCCUGUCAUCUGUGAUUGAUAUAAGCGAGGAGAUCAAAACCUUGUUGCUGAGAACAAGAAGAUUGAUUGCGCAUCUUGUUUGGUUAUGAAACCAGCCUAAAAAUAAAGAAAAACGUGAUGAGACAAGGUUGAAGAACUGCGGUUUGGAAGAAGACUCUUUUCUUCCUCCAAUUUUCCCACUAAGGUGCACUCACAUAGUGCAGGCACACAGGGUCAGGGUGGGCUUCCUGGGAAGAUGAACACACAGACAGGGUUACUGGUGGAAAGUGCCAUUGAGAGGCUUUGUGGCCGAUGGCUCAGCUCUCCAAGGCUUCAUUCUCCUCCUGCAGUUCUGAUUUCCAAGACUUCAGGUCUAUAGGUUCUGCCCACGCCUCCCUUGGCUGCCAUCCUCUGCUUCUGGUCACUUCCCUCCUUUCUCUGUGUCUCCUCUGGGUUCACCCCACACAGGAUGAGGUUCCCACCAUUACACACACCUCGCAGUUCACCAGAUGUGCAGGUAUUUUUUGCUCUGCUCCCAGUUCCAUUCCUAACAGUUCUGUUCUGCUUGGAAGCUUGUCAACAAUUUUUUCAUCUCUAUCAGCUCAUCUAAAAGAAAAUAUUAUUGUCCUCUACGGACCUUCCCUCUCUGAUAUGCUUAGAUCAUCCUGCCUACAAAAGCAUUACCACUUAUUAUUCCUAACAUCACUUCUGUCUUUUUGAGCAGUGUGGAACAGUGAAUAGAUACAGAGACCACGUCAAGCAACACUCGGCUCUCUUACUAAGUGCCAAUUAACAGCUAACCCUCUCUGUGGGCCUUGGCCAUGUGCGUUGCAUUUCACUGCUGGCAUUGCUGUUUGCCUGUCAGUCACUGAGAGAUCUGCAAGGCUUCUUCAGUUGUUCUUCACAGUCAACUUUACUGUAGUGAAUAAUUUAGAACCAUUUUCAUCAGAAGAUUUAAUGUCUGUUUAUUCCCUUUCCCACGUUCCUCAUGGACAGGCAGAUACAAAAGCCAGUCCUCAUUCUCCAGCUGAGCACCUAUUCCUUUUCCUGGCUCCCUAUCUUCUCACCAAUUGCAUAAGCAAAGAGGAUUCCCCUGCUCUUAUUUCAGGCUUAUUUAGGGCCUUUUUAUAUUCAACCUUAAAGGAAAUGUCUUGAAGACCCAAGUGAACAAAGCAUCAAGUGCUGCCCUCAUCCCUGCCCGCCCAGCACCACCCCGCCCGGGGCCGCCCGCUUUAUAAGGGACGGCGGCGCUGGGGCCGUGCGCGCUAUGGGGUGGUGCGGCGCGGAGCUGCUGCUCGCGGGGCUGGGGGACGGGGCGCCGCUCUUCCUCCUUCUCCUCUUCCUCCUCCUCGUGCUGCUGCCCGGCUGCUGGCGGCCGCUGGAGCUGCGGCGCGGCCCGGGCCAGGUGGGCUACCUGCCGGGUGUCGGCCCGAACCGCCGACUCUCUGCCCGCCGCUCCCGUCGGCCCGGAGCUCUGCCGCCGCCCUUCCCCAACGGCUGGUACCGCGUCCUCGACUCCGCGCAGUUGCCCCGCGGCGCCGUCCGCAGCCUCGCUCUGCUCGGAGAACGUCUGGCCGCGUUCCGCACGCAGGACGGGCAGGCCCACGUGGUGGACGCCUACUGCCCACACCUCGGGGCUGACCUGGCUGCUGGUGGGCGCGUCGUGGGCAGCUGCAUCGAGUGCCCCUUCCACGGCUGGCGCUUCCGAGGAGAAGAUGGGAAAUGCGCCCAUAUCCCAUAUGCUGGAAAAGUGCCAGACUUUGCCAAGGUGAGGAGCUGGCCAUGCUGUGAGGUCAAUGGGAUGCUGCUGCUCUGGUACCACUGUGACGGGACCGGCCCUGCAUGGGCUGUGCCUGAGCAGCCAGAGAUCAUCACCGGGGAUUGGGUGUUCCGGGGGCAGACGGAGCACUUUGUGGAUGCACACAUCCAGGAGAUCCCUGAGAACGCAGCUGACACAGCUCACCUGGCCUUCCUGCACGGCCCAGCCAUUCUGAGCGGAUCCGACCUGAGAUACACCAAGUCCCGGCUCUGGGACUUCAUGAAGCACAUCUGGAAGGCUGAGUGGCAGCCAGAGCCGGAGCCCCACGGGCACUGCUCCCGCAUGCAGCUCCAGCACACAGCCACCAUCUUUGGGAAGCAUUUCCCCUUGCUGGACCUGUCGGUGUCAGCCCGGCAGGUGGGGCCAGGGCUGGUCUUCCUCAUCUUCAAACACGAGUUCCUGGGCCAUGGGAUUAUCCUGCAGACGGUGACGCCCCUGGAGCCUCUCCUGCAGAACGUGGUGCACAAGAUCUAUUACCAGAAGAACGUUCCGGCCAUCAUCCCCAAGUUCAUCCUGAGGGCAGAGUGCAUCCAGUUUGAGAGAGAUGUGACCAUCUGGAACAACAAGCAGUACCUGCACAAGCCGCUGCUGGUCUGUGAGGACGCCGGCAUCCAGAAGCACCGGCGCUGGUUUGCACAGUUCUAUAGUGAGAGGAGCACACGGCCAUCAGUGCCCAAAGGGGACCUGGACUGGUGAGGGCUGUGGUGCUCUGCAGAGCUGAGCAAGGCAAGGAGUGUUGUGUGGGUACAUGGAGCUCCAUCACUCCUCUGUGCACCCGCUGUGCUCAAUGCACCAAAGCCCUAAUGGUGUCUCAUGCUUUCUGUUGUACCUCUGCUGUCAUCUGUGAGCGGAGCACAAACUUAAGACCGACAGAACUCCCUCUUUGUCCCUCUCUCUGGGUGGGUAAAUGAAAUGCUUUCUGUGUGACCCUUUAUUGCACCACGUUUCCCCUCCCAGCCGUGCUUGCUGCUGCUUCUGCACCAUCCCCUCACCUUGGGCAGGCUCUGGCUCCCUGGGGAAGCCUUGGCCAACGUCUGUGUGGCACCAGAGGUUUGGCUGCAAAGCCCAAAGGCAUCUGCCAUCCUCCCGCACAUGCUUAGAAUAGAAAAUUCCAGACACCUCCUUUUUUUUUUCCUAAAGGUUGUUUUAUUGUAAAACCAUAAAUACAACACUGACAUGAAAAUCCUCAAGCAACGGAUGCUUUCUUACAGUUACAGUUUGUCUUCUGCCUUGGCAUCAACUCUGAAAAGAAUGUUGCAGAAACACGUCUCUAAGAGGUCUCCCACUCACCCAGCCCUGCCCGGAGCGCGCGGCUCCUUUGGCAGCACACUGGACCCAUUCCUCUUGUGGGGAACGUUUCCAUUCAGACAGUAACAGACUUGUAAAAACAGCAACAUUUCAACACCCCCAUUGUUUUUGUUUUUGUUUUUUUUUUCUUUAAUAAUCCUUUUCGUUUGACGUCAGUCCAAGUUUCAAACAGCACUGAUUGAUUCAGCUGUAAAAAACAGAAAGGAAAAAAAGGAAAAAAAAACCAAAAUGAAACAAAAUCCUUAAAAAAAAAAAAAAGGAAAAAAAAAAUAAAGAAAUCAGGAGAACUUGAGUCAGCCUCAAGCGUUCAUAAAUCACAAUGAAAAUCAGCAACUCAACCCCGUGCAAUAUUGCUCUCUAUUGAGUCAUUCGAUCCACACCAACAAUACAUGAGACUUCAAACAGGUUUCGUUUUGUUUAUUAACACAGCAAGUGUGACAUCAGAUAACCUUUAAAUACAGUACAUGGUACGGCGCAGGGCCGGCUGCCCGCGCUUCCCGUUAUGAAGACAAAGCCAGCGGUGGCGGUUUAUAAAAAUAUUGUGUUGCUACAAAAGUAUAAAUUAAUGCUACCGGUAUUAAGAAAUAUUAAACACAUAAAACUUAUAAGGAUUAAGAAAAAUAUUCAUUAAUACCUGUAGAAAACUCUGGCCUAAAAAAGAUAUUUUUUUGUAUAUUUUUUUUUGUAUAUUUUAUUUUUUUUGUCUUUUUUUUGUUUUUUUUUUUUGUUUUUUUCUUUAAGAUGACAUGAGAUCCUUGCACUCGCAGGUAGAGACACACGCAGGUGUAUCUGUGGUAUUGCCUCGAACAUCUGCAUCGACAGAAAGGAAAUGCGGCGGGGAGGGGGAGGAGGAGACACCCAUCAGCUGCCAGCAGUCUGCAGAGCCCGAGGCAGGCAGGACCCUCCGGGCUCACAGCCUGCUUCGUCCGCAUCCGUUUUCCUUUUAAAUAACUUAAUUAGAAAAAAAAAAAAAAUUAACAAUAAAAAUAAAGGUCCCUGUGAGAGUGAAGGGACCGUGGCAAGCAGCUCUGCAGCUGGGACAUGCGGAAAGGAAGAACAUCCCUCCUCCCAACCCAGCCUGGCCGAACCCCCUCCCAUGCACCAGAGUGCCACGAGAGCCCCAGAAGGUGGAGCACGAGCAUUCGGGGCUGGUGAGAACGGAAGGGUCUUAUUAAGGAACUUUGGUUGUAAAAAGCAAGGGUUGCACACGCCUGCACUCGUCUGCACUGCCAAACGCUCAGUCCUUAAGGCUGUGGUGCUCGCGGCAUCGGGACACGCUUACACUGUUGGUGACACUGAGAUGAUGGGAUGGAAGGGAGUCCUUCAGCCAGCAGUGGGUGCUGGGCAGGAUGUCGGUGUGCCUCGCCUCCCAGGCUACCCUCAGACGCUCCAGCUCGUUAAACCCUAUGGGGGCUUCUGGACACACUGCUGUCUAACGUGAGCAAAACUCUUCUGCCAAGUCAUAAAACAAAAGGUUCUACCAGGAGCAGCGAAACAACCCAACCAACAGCCAGACAACCCAAACAGAAAGCUAAAUUCCAGGGCAAUACACUCUCAUUGGUUAACCAUUUCUGGCCUAGUACAUGCAAACUGUCCUGCAGCACCAGCAAAGUCUGCAGCCUGGGGCUGUGCCUGGCUUCACCUCCCCAUGCUGUGGCUUUGCACCUCCCGAGGCCCAGGAAGGGACACAGGGUCACAUGCACCAUGUGUUGGGCCAUACAGCUGUGGGGACACUUCUCCAGAGGGAUUUGACAGCACCCCAUGUCCCAGCCCAGGUGUUCUGGGUGUAACCAAUGGAUCCCAUGGACACAAGAUCACAGAAAAUGCACAGCAGAAGAACAUCACCUAACAGCCCCCAGCCCCAGUUCUAUCCACGUGGCACUGUACACAGAGGGUUCUGCUUCCAAACCCUCCUAUCCAGGCUGUGUUCUGGUUGAGUCCAAAGAAUCACAGAACCACAGAAACUUCUGAGUUUGAAGGGACCUUCAGAAGUCACUUGUCCCACUCCCUGCAUUGCUCAGGGACACCCACAGCUCCAUCAGUGCUCAGAGCUCCAUGCCCUGCCCUUGGCUGUCUGCGGGGAUGGGGCACUGCCACCCCUCUGUGCACACUGUGCAGUGCCUCACUGCUUAUUGUCAAGAAUUUCCACCUUAUAACCAAUCUACAUUUCCCAUCCUUUAGUUGGAAACCAUUUUCCCUUGUCCUGUCAUAACAGCCCCUUGCUGGAGGGUCUGUCCCCUCCCUUCUCACAGCCCUGUAGAUACUGUCAGGCUGCCCUCAGCUCUCCCCACAGCCUUCUCUUCUCCAGGCUGCACAGCCCCAGCUCUCAGCCUGCCCUCACAGGGAGGUGUUCCAUCCCUGGCAUCAUUUUUGUGGCCCUCCUCGCACAGGUCUGUGUCUCUCCUGCACUCAGCACUCCCCAUCAGGGCGCAGUGCUCCAGGUGAGGUCUCACAGCACAGAGCAGAGGCACACAUCCCCUUCCAGUCCUGCUGGCACGUUGUUUUGGAUGCAGCCCAGGGUACGGUUGGCUCUCUGGGCUGUGAGGACACAGUGCUGGCUGGUGACCAGCUGCCAUUCACCAAUAGCUUGCAGGUCCUUCUCAGCAGGGCUGUGAUCCAUAAAAACCCAUCCCUGUGCCAAUUUCCUCCUAGGCA